Molecule: messenger RNA, 968 nt
Organism: Melanotaenia boesemani (Boeseman's rainbowfish)
Lineage: Eukaryota; Metazoa; Chordata; Actinopteri; Atheriniformes; Melanotaeniidae
Gene: dnali1
Product: dynein, axonemal, light intermediate chain 1
Exons: 6
Coding region: 133-891 (252 amino acids)
Cellular component (GO): filopodium; axoneme
Molecular function (GO): dynein heavy chain binding
Source: RefSeq, a predicted model, not a curated record
GUAAACGUCGCGAAGGGAACAAAUAGAUGUUGCCAUGACAACAUAAACAAUGAAUACAAAUGUCAACCCAUCGACACUUUUGUAACUAAAAAUUAAACCUGGUGUAGAUUUUUGCCCCUGGUGCAACACACAAUGAUUUCAUCAUCUGAUUCUCUACUACAAUACGACAAUCCGAUUGUGGUCCGGACAAACACUGGGAUAAAACCACCAAAGGGACAUGUUACACGAACGAGCCUUCAGCAGCAAGUUGAUGUUGCAACCAUUCUAUCCAAACCCAAAUCUGCUCCUGCUGAAGACACCAAGCAAGACAAUGAGCUACUGAAUGCUAUUUUUCCGCCCAGGGUAUGGGAAGAUGGACACGAACUGUGGAUACAGCAAGUAUCCAGUGCACCAUGUACAAGAGCAGAUGUCAUACACUUGGAGGAACUCCUGGACACAAAACUGCGGCAAAGACAGGCCAGAGAACCCGGCAUCUGUCCUGUUCGCAGAGAACUAUAUUCCCAGUGUUUUGAUGAGCUAAUCAGACAGGUAACCAUCAUGUGUGCUGAGAGGGGUCUGCUGCUGUUGCGGGUCAGAGAUGAGAUACUGACAACUAUCGCCGCCUACCAGACAUUGUAUGAGAGCAGCAUAGCUUUUGGCAUAAGGAAAGCACUGCAGGCUAAGAAGGGCGACGUUGACAUGGGAAAAAGAGUUUCAGAUCUGGAGAAUGAGAGAAACGAUCUGAUAAAGCAACUCAACGAGCAGAAAGCCAAAUGUGAUGAAAUUGAAAAAAGAGAAGCAGAAAAGAGACAGGUGCAGGAAAAGAACUACAUGGAGGAGAUUCAGUUCCUGAAGAGAACAAAUCAACAGCUUAAGACCCAAAUUGAUGGGAUAAUUACACCACCGAAGUAAAACAAGCAAAAUCUGUUGCCAAUUCCCUCUAAAGUAGGUUAUCAAAUAUGUCCUGUUGCUCUACUUAAUAAACAAUA